AUGGCAACAGGAGUUGGACGCACUAAGGAUAACAUGAAGAAAUGGGGACUACUUGGAGUAACAUCUACAACUUGUGAAUGUGGGAUAGAACAGUCAAUGAAACAUAAUAAUAUUAUGCAAUGCCCAAUCUGUCCUUACUCAUGCACACAAGAUGACGUUAUAAAUGCAAAUGAUAACGCCAAAGACGUAGCUAGUUUUUGGGCUGAAACCAUAUGA
This is a messenger RNA of Macrosiphum euphorbiae (potato aphid), 216 nucleotides long. NCBI's taxonomy places the organism in Eukaryota, Metazoa, Arthropoda, Insecta, Hemiptera, Aphididae. The record is from the annotation of a GenBank genome assembly.